Esox lucius (northern pike) is the source of this 2000-nucleotide messenger RNA. RefSeq names its product galectin-4. The transcript has 11 exons. NCBI's taxonomy places the organism in Eukaryota, Metazoa, Chordata, Actinopteri, Esociformes, Esocidae. Gene Ontology annotation, molecular function: carbohydrate binding. The coding region runs from base 150 to 1349 and encodes 399 amino acids. The record is from RefSeq and is a predicted model, not a curated record.
CUAAGACCAAUCCAAAACAGAAGGAAUCGGUACUUAAAAGCUGCCACAACGAAAACAAGGUGCUGCUACUACCGCUAAUUCCUGUCUUGUUCACUUCCUCUCUCUCCCUGUCAGUCCGUCUGCCUGUGGAUAUCUGAGUGACAGUCAUCAUGUUUGUUGCUCCACCUGGUUACCAGCCCAUCUACAACCCUUGUAUCCCCUAUAUCGGACCAAUCAAUGGGGGUCUGAGGUCAGGGAUGUCCAUCUACAUCCAGGGAGUGGUCCCUCACCAUGUCACCAGGUUCCACAUGAGCUUGAUGUGCGCUGAGAUGGACGGCAGUGAUGUUGGCUUCCACAUUAGCCCAUGCUUCCAGGGCUGGGACAAGGUUGUGUUCAAUCACUUCGAAGGGGGGAGAUGGGGAUCUGAGGAGAAGACACACCACAUGCCCUUCAGAAAAGGAGAAGCCUUCGAGAUGGUCAUCACUGUCAUCCAGGAGGGCUUCCAGGUCAAAGUGAACGGGAAACACUUUCAUAUGUUCAAUCACCGUCUCGCAAUUGAGAGAAUCUGUGCUCUGCAGAUAGGGGGCGAUAUUUCCAUUCAGACCAUCAACGUCAUUGGGGGAGGCUUUCCUGCUGGGGGUUACCCUGGUGGUCAAAUGGGGGGUGGAUACCCAGGUGGCAUGGCAGGAGGCAUGGGAGGGGGGAUGGCGGUUGCCAUGGAAGAUGGAAUGCCAGGUGGCAUGGGGGUUGUCAUGGAAGGUGGCAUGGGGGGAGGAUACCCAGGUGGCAUGGGAGUUGGCAUUGCGGGAGGAUAUCCUGGUGGACCUGGGGGAUAUCCUGGUGGACCUGGGGGAUAUCCUUGUGGACCUGGGGGAUAUCCUGGUGGACCUGGGGGAUAUCCUGGUGGACCUGGGGGAUAUCCUGAUGGAAACAUGCCGGUGGUGAUUGGACAACCAAUAUUCAACCCUACCGUCCCGUUUUCCAGUCUGAUUCCAGGAGGGAUGUCCCAUAAAAAGACCAUCAUCAUCAGAGGCAUGAUCCCCUUAGGUGCUAACAGGUUCUCUGUAAACUUCAUUGUGGGUCGCUCGCGUGACAUACCGUUCCACAUGAACUUUCGUGUGAGAGAUGGGGAAGUGGUGAGCAACAGUAUGCUCAGUCAGAUCUGGGGGUCGGAGGAGAGGGAGUACAGCUUCAACCCUUUCCAGGAGGGACAGUUCUUUGAACUGUCCAUUCGUUGUGGUACCAUGCAGUUCAAGGUGUUUGUGAACGGGCAGCACUUGUGUAACUUCUUCCACCGCUACCAGCAUGUCCAUCACAUAGACCUCCUGGAAGUGGAUGGAGACGUUCAGAUCUCCUACAUACACUUCUGAGUCAGCAUGCAAAAACUGACACGCUGCAACAACACAAGCACUGACACACUGCAACAACACAAGUACUGACACACUGCAACAACACAAGCACUGACACGCUGCAACAACACAAGUACUGACGCUGCAACAACACAAGUACUGACAAACUGCAACAACACAAGCACUGACACGCUGCGACAACCCAAGCACUGACACACUGCAACAACACAAGUACUGACACAAUGCAACAACACAAGUACUGACACACUGCGACAACACAAGUACUGACACACUGCGACAAUACAAGCACUGACACAAUGCGACAACACAAGUACUGACACACUGCGUCAACACAAGCACUGACACAAUGCGACAACACAAGUACUGACACUCCGCGACAUUACAAGAACUGACACACUGUGACACACAAGCACUGACACACUGCGAGAGUACAGAACAACUGUGUCAAGAUGCAAGCAUGUGAAAUGUCCUGAGGCUAUGCAAAAUGCUGACAUUGAUAUGACACGAAGACAGGUCAUGUAAAAUGCAAUCCUCUGUUUUUGAGAAUGUAAAAGCAAAUUAAAAAAGUCACCCGGCCUGAUUGCAGUUUAUCUUGUUGUUGGGUGACCUGAAGUGAUAAAACUAUGUUAAUAAAUAAAUACCAUGACCAAA